Molecule: messenger RNA, 546 nt
Organism: Linum tenue
Lineage: Eukaryota; Viridiplantae; Streptophyta; Magnoliopsida; Malpighiales; Linaceae
Source: the annotation of a GenBank genome assembly
AUGCGGCCGCGGCCAAGGCCACGCCGGAGGAAUUCGCCUGAAAAGGAAGAGAAGCGGUGGGUUUCCGUCGGUUUCCGGAACAGGGGAGGGGAAUCAGAGCUCACCGGCAACGGAGCUCCGGUCGCAGCCCUCGUGGCGGCAGUUAAUCCGGUCUCCUCCCAGCGGGAGGUAUUGGAAUCUGAGAGUGAGAGCGUGGAGACGAUUGUGACGACGACUUCGGUGGAUGCGUCGUCGGUUGAUUCGAGCGGGACGGCGUCGUUUAACCAGGAAGAGAUGAACAGUUUCCAGCCCUAUGGUUACUACGACGACCAGAUGGGGUUGUAUAGUUUGGAGGAGACCAGAUCGAAUGAUAUGCUGGCGUGUCAGGCUGACCUGGAGGCUUUGUUGGAAGAUAUGGAUCAAGAAUUCCCUCUGGUGUUUGAGUUUGACACCAAUUAUUCAUCGGAAUCUCGUCAUCAAAUUCAUUAUCAGCAGUAUUAUCGUGAGGAGGAGCAGGAAGCUGAUCUCAGCAUUUACUACUAUGAUUUUUCCGGGGUCGUAUGCUGA